This is a messenger RNA of Eimeria necatrix, 723 nucleotides long. RefSeq lists its product as hypothetical. Gene Ontology annotation, molecular function: RNA binding. Gene Ontology annotation, biological process: rRNA processing. The record is from RefSeq and is a predicted model, not a curated record. The transcript is spliced from 3 exons. The annotation marks the transcript as partial. Lineage: Eukaryota; Apicomplexa; Conoidasida; Eucoccidiorida; Eimeriidae.
AUGAAAAAACAAAAACACAAAAAGCCUGCAAAGAGCAGCAGCAGCAGCGCAGCAGCUGCUGCUGCUCAAGCGGCUGCGCCCCCAGCAGCAGCAGCAGCAGCAGCAGCAGCAGCAGCAGCAGCAGCAGCAGCAGCAGAAGAGAAGCCAGCGGUGCGGCUAGACCGCCGCUUCUCUGCUGCAGCAGAUCCUCGCUUCGGCAUCAGCGCUUUGGCGCGGCAGCAGAAGCAGCAGCACCGGCAGCUGCAGCAGAAAAGGAAGCAGCAGCAGCAGCAGCAGCAGCAGCAGCAGCAGCAGCAGCAGCAGGAGGUCCCCACGAAGCAGCAGGCCAAGCUGGAGGCCGCAAGAGCAGCAGAGCAGCGAGCAGCAGCAAGCAGCAGCAGCAGGGGGCCCCCCGGCCUGGCCCCCUGCAGCAGCUGCGACAGCGACAGCGACAGCGACAGCAGCAGCAGCAGCAGCAGCAGCAGCAGCAGCAGCAGCAGCAGCGAAGACGAAGAGGAGCAGCAGCAAGCAGCUUCGAGCCUCUGGGACUCGCAUGCAGAUGCACCAAUGGAUUCUUCUGUUUCCUCGCGGCUGGCGCUGCUGGGCCUGGACUGGGAUGCUGUUGCUGCUGCUGAUUUGCUGCUGCUGCUGCAGCAGUACUUGAAAAGCUCAGCAGCAGACAGCAGCAGCAGCAGCAGCAGCAGCAGCAGCAGCAGCAGCAGCAAGGAGCCCCACGUCAAGAAG